Molecule: messenger RNA, 2130 nt
Organism: Penicillium soppii
Lineage: Eukaryota; Fungi; Ascomycota; Eurotiomycetes; Eurotiales; Aspergillaceae
Product: beta-N-acetylhexosaminidase
Exons: 3
Coding region: 1-2130 (709 amino acids)
Biological process (GO): carbohydrate metabolic process
Molecular function (GO): beta-N-acetylhexosaminidase activity
Source: RefSeq, a predicted model, not a curated record
AUGAAACUAGCUCGCUUGCUCUUCUACACAACUAGUGCAUCUACUUUCUUAGGUGGCCAUGCUGCCCGCCUCUUGACAGUCCCCACCACCCCUUUUACUAAAACAGGAGGCGAUUACGAUCUUUCGAAACUCUCUUGCGUUGUCGUGGACUCGCGAUAUGCGGACUCUGUGGACAACAAUGGGCAAACUUUGAUUCCCCCGACGCUGCUGCAGUUUGCGGAAACCUUUAGGGGAGACCUCAAUUCGGCCCUGGGGCUGAACGUGACAUUAGCACAAGGUACAAAGCGGAAACAAGAUACGAUUUUUAUAACUUUGAAAAAUGAAACCGGGUUUCAGGAUGCUGCUGGCCGAUUUACUUCAGAAGCUUAUGCCUUGACAGUUGACGAUCAAGGCGUAGUGAUAUCUGGAGCUAGUCCACUGGGAUCUUGGUGGGCGACACGAUCCAUUAUUCAAGCUGGUAUUUCCGGAGACUCAAGUAUAGCAAAAGGUUCUGGCGUAGAUGCGCCUGGAUGGGGUACCCGCGGCGUUAUGCUUGAUGCUGGCCGAAAAUACCAUCCGCCAGAGUUUUUGAUCGAGAUGUGCUCGUACCUCUCAUUCUUCAAACAGAAUACUUUCCACGUCCACCUAAGCGACAAUCUUUACAACAAUGUUGAUCGCUACUCCACAGAGCGCUCGAUGGAGCUAUACGCAGCGUUCCGGCUCUGGUCUGACGAUUCGGCCGUCGCAGGCCUGAACCGUCGUGCAAAUGAGUCUUAUACCCGCGAGCAAUUCGACAAUGUCCAGACACAAUGCGCUCAACGUGGCGUGACCAUCAUUCCCGAGAUUGAAGCCCCGGGGCAUGCACUGGUCAUCGUUCAGUGGAAACCCGAACUGGGACUGGAUGAUUUGAGCAUGCUGAACAUCAGCCACCCGGAGACUAUCCCAACCAUGAAGACUAUCUGGCGCACAUUUUUACCGUGGUUCCAUAGUAAGACUGUGCACAUCGGCGCAGAUGAGUACGACAGCAGCCUGGUCUCAGACUACACGCGAUUCGUGAAUGAGAUGAACACCUUCAUCCAGCAAGAGUCGUCAGGCCGCCAAAAGAUGCGUAUUUGGGGUACAUUCACCCCGAAAAAUGGCGCCAAUAUCUCCAAAUCUGUCACCUACCAACACUGGGAUGUAAGCGCGGACGAGCCGUAUUAUGAUUACAUCGAGAAUGGAUAUAACGUGCUCAACUCCGACGACUACAUGUAUCUCGUCAGUGGAUGGUCGGGCUCCUUCCCACAGGAGCUCGCGCUGAGCAAGAUAUUCCAAGAUCCCUACGGCGCACCAUUUUCACCUGCAAUGUUUGAUAGCUCGAAGGCCGGGGACAACCCUGCGAGAGAUAAUCCUCGCAUACUGGGACAUGCUGCCGCGCUGUGGAAUGACUACGGCCCUAACUCCACGACCGUCCUCCAGACCUACUACUCGUGGCGGAACGCUCUUCCGGCUCUGGCUGAUAAACAAUGGGGCGGAGAUAUCACUGAGGCGGAAUAUGCUUCUGUCUUUGAUCAGCUACAAGCCGCGGUACCGGCUCAAAACCUCGAUCGCCGGAUUCCCAGCACGUCUGAUACCAUCCUGCACUAUACGUUCAAUGAAAGCUCAGACACUGUCACUGACAUUUCUGGAAAUGGGUAUGACGGGAAGUUGAAUGGAUGCACGAUCUCCGACUCAGCCUUGCACCUCUCCAACGGAUGCUACCUCGAAACACCCCUAGGGAGUAAAGGGCGUGACUAUACACUUUCAUUCAAGAUCAAGCCGACCUCUGGUAUACCAGGAACACUGUUCUCUGGACCGGACUCUACUUUAGUGAACGGCAACGGAACAAUCUCGAAUGUCACACUAAUAAGCGGUGGAAACCCGUACUCUUUGAACUAUACAUUGCCACUCAAUGUUUGGACGGAUAUCAGUUUGAUAGGAGGCGGAAAUACCACCUUGCUGAGAGUGUCAGGUUCCUAUUUUAAAUUCCGGACCAUGGAGUUCUUAGCCAAGAUUGGCGUGAAUGGUGAGUCGUUUGUGUGGGCUCCCAUUGCUAUUGAGGCGCCUUUGGCUCGUAUUGGAGAGGGGUUUACUGGAUUGAUAAAAGAUAUUGUGUUGAAGGGAAGUGCGUAA